Molecule: messenger RNA, 720 nt
Organism: Parascedosporium putredinis
Lineage: Eukaryota; Fungi; Ascomycota; Sordariomycetes; Microascales; Microascaceae
Source: the annotation of a GenBank genome assembly
AUGGCGACCACUCUAGAAGCAGCCAUGAUUCCUAGUCACGAUGACCGCCCCGAUCGUACAGGUAGAAGACGACCAUUCUCGACAUGGGUGAGGAAGCUCACCAACUUCAAGGCGUCGUCCUCCGGCGAGGGCGCCACCCGACAUUCGCGCCUCAACAACCCCAUGCGCAUGCAUGCGAGGCACCGCUCCGGCAAGAAGAACAACCCUUACCCCGAAUCUGGCUACGUCAGCAACAAUCACGGGGCCGGUGACGGCAGCGCGUCGUACACCACAGGCAGCCCACAGCGCACGAGCCUCUACUCCGCCUCGACGGGAGGCAGCGGGAGCGAGACCUCGCUGGAGCGCCGCUCGCUCAGCUCUUCGGUCGCGGGGCUUCCUCCGGCCACCUCGGGCGCUCGGUCUGUCGCGCUCACCGUAUCAACGGAUCACGAGACGUCACGGUCCAUCGUAGCCCCGUCCCACGGCGCCUCGUCUCUCGCCGGAACCGCCCGCGGCGGCCACGAGUCGCGGCGCGGCGACGGCAGCACCUUCUCGUCGCCCGCACCCUCUGAGCGCUCCCUCGCGACGACCCUGACAACCAUCCAGUCCGCGGCGAUAGGCGGCGGCCACGCGACCACUACGAACCACGCGUCGCACCACGGCACCUCGAACUCGCAGACUAUCACCUUUAACCAACCCUUCCCGACCACCUCCCCAGCCUCGGCCCUCCCCCGCAUAUGA